Corythoichthys intestinalis (scribbled pipefish) is the source of this 2917-nucleotide messenger RNA. It is a transcript of the gene actl6a, whose product is annotated as actin-like 6A. NCBI's taxonomy places the organism in Eukaryota, Metazoa, Chordata, Actinopteri, Syngnathiformes, Syngnathidae. Gene Ontology annotation, cellular component: SWI/SNF complex; NuA4 histone acetyltransferase complex. The transcript is spliced from 14 exons. The coding region runs from base 135 to 1424 and encodes 429 amino acids. Gene Ontology annotation, molecular function: chromatin binding. The record is from RefSeq and is a predicted model, not a curated record. Gene Ontology annotation, biological process: nervous system development; chromatin remodeling; regulation of transcription by RNA polymerase II.
UGGACGGCUGCUCUGACGCGAAAUUAGCGCCCGUUUAGCUACGGUUCUGUGCUAACUCCCGCAGCUCCUUUGUUGUGAUUCUGCCAUAAUAACCCAUAUUAUCACACAAACGCGCGAUUGUGCACAUUUCGAAGAUGAGCGGUGGAGUGUACGGGGGCGAUGAGGUGGGAGCUCUGGUGUUCGACAUUGGCUCAUACACAGUGAGAGCUGGCUACGCAGGAGAAGACUGUCCCAAAGCUGACUUCCCCACAGUGAUUGGCGUGACACUUGACCGUGAUGAUGGCACCACCCCGAUGGAGACAGAUGGCGACAAAAGCAAGCAGAGCGGUACCACUUACUACAUCGACACCAACCAGCUUAGGGUUCCGCGGGAGAGUAUGGAGGUCAUGUCUCCCCUCAAGAAUGGCAUGAUUGAAGACUGGGACAGUUUUCAAGCCAUUUUGGAUCAUACCUACAGGAUGCACUUCAAGUCAGAACCUAGCCUGCAUCCAGUACUAAUGUCAGAAGCAUCAUGGAACACACGGGCAAAACGAGAAAAACUCACUGAACUGAUGUUUGAGCACUACAACAUUCCUGCCUUCUUUCUCUGCAAAUCAGCUGUGUUAUCUGCCUUCGCUAAUGGGCGGUCUACAGGCUUAGUCCUGGACAGCGGAGCCACACACACCACAGCCAUCCCGGUGCAUGAUGGCUACGUCCUGCAGCAAGGUAUCGUCAAGUCACCCCUGGCUGGAGACUUCAUGAGCAUGCAGUGUCGAGAACUUUUCCAAGAGUUAAAUGUUGAAAUAAUUCCUCCUUACAUGAUUGCUUCAAAGGAUGCAGUGCGAGAGGGUUCGCCGGCCAGCUGGAAGAAGAAGGAAAAACUACCUCAAGUCACCCGCUCGUGGCACAACUACAUGUGCAAUUGUGUCAUCCAAGACUUUCAGGCAUCUGUGUUGCAGGUGUCCGACUCACCGUAUGACGAACAGGUUGCUGCCCAGAUGCCCACGGUGCACUAUGAGCUACCCAACGGCUACAACUGUGACUUUGGGGCAGAGAGGUUAAAAAUACCUGAGGGCCUUUUUGACCCAUCUAAUGCCAAGGGUUUGUCUGGAAACACAAUGUUGGGAGUGGGCCACGUGGUGACAACCAGCGUGGGAAUGUGCGACAUCGACAUUCGACCGGGUCUAUAUGGCAGCGUAGUGGUGACGGGAGGAAAUACACUGAUUCAGGGCUUCACUGACCGCCUAAACAGAGAACUCUCCCAGAAAACGCCACCGAGCAUGCGACUGAAGUUGAUAGCCAACAAUACCACCGUGGAGCGAAGGUUCAGUGCAUGGAUCGGAGGCUCCAUCCUAGCAUCACUUGGUACCUUCCAGCAAAUGUGGAUAUCCAAACAGGAGUAUGAGGAAGGAGGAAAACAGUGCGUUGACAGAAAGUGCCCUUGAUUUGACACUUGACUGACCCCUAACCUCAAAAUAUGACAAACCACCCGAUAAAAUUCAUUUUGUAUUUUUUUUUUUUAAAGUUUGUGUGUGUGUAGCAAUAUUCACAUUUACAAUUUUGUCUAUCACUUUAAGUGACAUUAAAUGUCUUUGCCAUAAUUUGUGUGAAUUAUCUUUAACAAUGGUUUUUUUUCGUCAGUCAAGCUUACAAAAAAUGUAAAGGUUGGCUGCCUCUGUGCAUAAAUGCACUUAAAACAUGCGUCUUAACUUUUAGAGGCAGCAUUUGCUGUGUGCUCAAGAAUUUGCAUAUAACAUAACACCUCGUCCAUAUUAACACACUUGCAUUCCAAGCCUGUAAAAUGAGCUUGUCAAUACUGGACAACAUUGUACAGUUGAGAAAACGUGUAAACACGGUACAUUUCUGUGCCCUUUUGUUGUUUCUGUUCACAACACAUUCCGUUAUAAUAAAGAUGCACAAAAGAUAAACAUUUACUUUUUGAAAAUAAUUUCAUCUAAAUGAACAGACUUGUGGAAACAAUACAUUGACCAGUUUCGCAUCCAUCUUUUAUUGCUGAAAAGUAUUUAGAGCAAGUCACUCAGCGUUUAAUGUAGUCUAGUGACAUUGGUUGUGUUGACUUUGUUCGACCACCAGUUGACCAGUACACUAAAGCACCAAAUCUUCAAAUCUCAAGGAAAGCCUAAAGUCAUAUUUGAGAAAGGACUCUUUGUUUACUGUUCACUGGCUCCACAUUAUUGUGAAAUACUCUUGGAAAUGCAUUAAAAAAAAAAAAGAUUUUAUGUAAAGUUUAUCAUACAUAAUCACGUAAAUGUAUAUCUUUAUGGUCACUCAACAGAUUCAACCCAUCUACAAUGACCAUGACUUGUUCAGUACAACAUGAUUGAGGUUUUUAUGUAGCAGGAACCUUCAUCUGGGGGAACUUUUCUUUAAGUACAGCCAGCUUUUUCCUCUCCAUGUUUGCUUUCCGGUAUUUAGCCCGAAUGAACUUCUCAAUGCGCAACCUAACGUAAAGCAGCAGAGAGAUUCAUCGUAAAAGUACAGCUUUUAAAACAAGGAUAAAUGCUGCUUGUGUAAAGUGUCUUACCUGAUGUGCGGUUCAACAAAUGCGGGCGUGUAAAACUUCUUUCGCUUGUAGUGUUUAUUCAUAUACCAGGGAAUGGCAUACUCUUUGAAUCGAUACCUGGAGAAGAAAAUAAAAUAGUUUACCCGUGUGAAGGAACAAGAAAAAAUUCUCGUUAAAAAAUGUGUUGAUUUUAGUCAUGCUGCUUUUCCAGGGAGUGACAAAGCCCUUCUGUGAAGAUAAUCUAACUGAAUCCUCCUAAAAAAAAUUGUCACUUAAUAGAUGGCAAACAACUUUUUUUGAUUGCACAAAGUGAUGGUCUGAUUAAAUAAAGCUGCGCUGCUCAUUUUAAUAAAAUCGCCCAACAUCAAGAAGCUACCAGAUUCUGUGUCAAAGUAUAUAGUUCAUGCCAAAAUU